Messenger RNA from Symbiodinium natans, 2145 nucleotides. Lineage: Eukaryota; Dinophyceae; Suessiales; Symbiodiniaceae. The record is from the annotation of a GenBank genome assembly.
AUGUCCAGCAGUUCUUCGUGUUUGCCCUGCCUCAAUGCGAGGCAGACGGCGGCAGGUGGCCGGGUUGUGCUCAAUGUUGGGGGGCACCACUUCACCACAACGCGGUCGACCCUGACAACCGGGAGAGCGGCGGGGUCACGGCUGUCCGACAUCGUCUCGGGGCCAUGCGAUCAGGAUGGAUCCUACUUCCUUGACCAUGAUGGGGAGCAGUUCCAUUUCGUACUUAGCUUUCUUCGCCAUGGGCCGGAGCUUUUCGUACCUCCAGAGACUUCCGUGGCGCUGCUCACACUGCAGUCGGAGGCCAAGAUGCUGGGACUUACGGCCUUGGCGGAGCUUCUGGAGAGAAAGAAGCCGCCAAGAGCUCACGAAGCCCAGCCUGGCGCAUAUGUGAAUGCCGAGGACUACAUGGGUGCUCCUCAUCCAGAGAAUGAGGCCGAGAGAAUGGCUAAGCUGCAGUCCCUGAAAGUUGUGGACACAGUGAAUGUUGACACUGAUUACGACAACAUUACUCGAGCAGUUGCCGCAAUUUUGCAGGUUCCGAUCUGCCUCGUGUCCUUGGUUGCGGAAGACAGGCAGUGGUUCAAGUCCAAGUGCGGGCUGUCUGCAGACGAAACACCCAGGACCUGCAGCUUUUGUGCCUACACGUUGCUUCCCGAGGCCAUCGAGGACGCCCGGGUGCUCCUCGUGCGGGAUGCCAGACACGACCUGCGCUUCAUGAAGAACCCUCUAGUGAUUGGAGAGCCAUACAUUCAGUUCUACGGAGGCUGCCCUUUGGUGACAUCGGAAGGGCUUCGUCUGGGAUCUCUGUGUGUCAUCGACCGGGUGCCCAGAGACCUUCGACCACAAGAGGUGGGUCUUCUCAUCAACUUUGCGCAUUUGGUCGUUCAGGCCCUGGAGGACCAGCACUUAGAGAAACUGCAGCAAGAGCUGCAGGACAAGGAUGCGGAUCAGGAGCCCACUGAAGACGAAGUCCAGUGGUAUGGCGGAAAGCUGCGAGAAAGGGCGAUGCUUGAUGCACGUGAAGCCGCCAUCGUGCUGGUCUGGGCUCGGCCCGAUUCGAUGGAGUGGACCCUGUUCUUUGCGAACAAGGCCUUCAAGGAGCUGACCGACGUCGAGGUGAUUGCGCCGCAGAAGUUCCCGGGCCGGCCAUGCGUGGAGGUUGGUGGAAAGACCACCACACAAGAGUCGCUUUGGGACCACAUCCGCCUGGUCUCCCGCGAGUCCAGUCAGGUGAUGGAACUCUGGAAAGUCGUGGCGGUGGCAAUGUCAGGCAAGAAGCUGGAUACCAAGCCCGGCGGUUGUUCCGCUCAGGCGACGGUCAAGCAUCCUGCGCAAUCGGCGCGGCUGAAGAAAGGCAGGAUCCUCUUGAAUUGCCGCUUCACUCCGGCAGAGGUGCCCAUCAGCGAGACCGCAGCGGCGGUGGAGAACCCUGGGCUGACGUCGACUCACCAGUGGCCCAAGCCAAGAGGAUGGCUGGGUGAUGGCCACUGGUUCUUCGUCCAAAUGAUGCCUGAGCAAGUCGAAGGCGCCGUGCCUGGAGAAGCCAGCGCUGCGCCUGAUUCUCAGGCGCCGGAAAAGCUGGCGGCAAGACAGGUAUCACCGCUGUCUUCAGGCAACAACGUCACCAAGACGCCCACUUCACCCUUUCGGGACGUGCGCCUGGUGCGUCUCGUCGGACAAGGAUCAUUUGGCUCGGUUUACUUCUCGCUUUGGAGUGGUGCAGCCGUCGCGGUCAAGAUGAUCAAGACGGUCCUACCCACAGGGAAAGAUAUUGAGGACAUCGACACAAAUCCCCACUACGAGGCUGUGCUGUCCGUGUCGAUUUCGCAUCCAAACCUGGUCCAGACCUUCAAGCACGGAGGCAGAGUGAAGUCCCUGAGUGCCAAUGCCGGAGACGAGGCAAAGGACAUCGCCAACGUCUUUGAAACCUGGAUCGUCCAGGAAUGGUGUGACGGCGGCACUUUGCGUGGACGCUGUGUAAGCCCAAGGCUCCACGACCAGGACCUGCUAGAGGCCUUGGAGAUAUGCAUCGAGAUCGCGCGAGCCGGCCAGUAUUUGCAUGACAUCAACAUCAUCCACGGCGACCUGACCGGCAACAACGUUCUCCUCAAGUCCAUGCCGGUGCCGAAGGGCUACGUCUGCAAG